Chaetomium strumarium is the source of this 750-nucleotide messenger RNA. Its product is annotated as HRDC-like protein. Gene Ontology annotation, cellular component: RNA polymerase II, core complex. The record is from RefSeq and is a predicted model, not a curated record. Bases 130 to 570 code for a protein of 146 amino acids. Gene Ontology annotation, biological process: transcription initiation at RNA polymerase II promoter. NCBI's taxonomy places the organism in Eukaryota, Fungi, Ascomycota, Sordariomycetes, Sordariales, Chaetomiaceae. The transcript has 2 exons. Gene Ontology annotation, molecular function: translation initiation factor binding; nucleotide binding.
AAGCCAAAUCUUCCCUCAACCACACUCGCCAGUUACCGCAACAACACUCUACCUACACAACACAGGUAGCUUGUUCAUAGAAGCAUAAGCACGCCAAAAACCGCGCGUUCAUUUGCCACGAACAACGCGAUGUCGGACCAAAAUCAUGCACCCACAGCACGAUCCAAGCCGCCACCGGCGGGCGAGGAGGAAGCCGGCACGAUGCUUAAGCUCGGCGAGUUCGAGGACGUGGACACUUUGACGCUGUCCGAGGCAUCGCUGGUCAUCAACGCGCUGAUGACGAAGCGGCGAAAAGACCGAAAAGACCGGAACGAGACCGACGUCCUGAACAAGACACUCGACUACCUCGACGCGUUUGCGCGUUUCAAACAAAAGGAAAAUGUCGAGGCCGUGGAACGGCUACUCAGUGCGCACAAAGAGCUCACGAAAUACGAGAGGGCGCAGAUCGGUUCCCUCUGUUGUGACAGCGCAGACGAGUGCAAGACUUUAAUACCCUCGCUAGCCGACAAGAUCAGUGACGAGGAUCUUCAAGAGCUUCUGGACGAGAUGGCUAAGCUCAUGAGCACUUGAGGAAGUUGGCCCUGGCCCGGUUUAGAAUGGGCAAUAGGCGCACAAUAUACCCCAGGGGAGAUGAUUCGGUCGGGGGCAAGAUUGGUGGCUAGGUGGAAUUCGUGCAUAACAACGCAUAUAUCUCUCGGGAAUCUGAGACGGGUGGCAGAAAGCGGGCAUCUCCGCAUGGCACGGCGUACA